Molecule: messenger RNA, 2691 nt
Organism: Paramisgurnus dabryanus
Lineage: Eukaryota; Metazoa; Chordata; Actinopteri; Cypriniformes; Cobitidae
Gene: pter
Product: phosphotriesterase related
Biological process (GO): catabolic process
Molecular function (GO): zinc ion binding
Source: RefSeq, a predicted model, not a curated record
AAGGGGCGUGGCCUUCCAUUGUCAACAUGCUGCACGUAGAAACACAGAGUGCUUACAAUGCAGCGAACUUCUGAAUUUAACUUCUACACGUAUAUAUUUAUAAAAUACUUAGUGGAUUAAUGUUGUAUUUAUUAAAUACCGAAUAAAUAAACAUAGCAUUUUGUGUCAUCUCAUAUCUCGCGAUACAAUCAAACAGCCUACUUAAACAUCGCGAGAGAUCUGUGCUUGGUUGCUAACUUACUUCUCCAGAUUGGAACUUGAACUUAUCCGAAGGACAGCAGCCAUCUUUAGCUGAACAAUGUCUGAGCAGAGCGGCAAGGUCCAGACGGUGCUGGGUCUGAUCGAUCCUGAUCGGCUGGGCCGCACCAUGACCCACGAACACCUUACAAUGACGUUCGAGUGCAGCCAUGUUCCCCCAGCGCCAGGAGAUGAGGCACUGGCCACAGCUCCUAUUGAGAUGAAAAAUAUUCACUGGUUGCAGCAAAAUCCAUACAGCCACAGAGAGAACCUGCUGUUGAAUCAGGAGACCGAGGCGGUUAAAGAAGAGUUGCUGUGUUAUCGUAAAGCAGGGGGAGGCACCAUAGUGGAGAAUACCACUACGGGAAUUGCACGAAAUCUGCCCGUUCUACGCCAGUUAGCCAAGGACACGGGUGUGCAUGUUAUAGCUGGAGCUGGGUACUAUCUGGAUGUGACGCACUCUGAUGAGACCAAAAAGAUGACGGUUGAGAAGCUUACUGACAUCAUCGCCAAUGAGGUGCUCCAUGGAGCAGACGGUACAGACAUUCGCUGUGGUGUGAUUGGAGAGAUCGGUACUAGCUGGCCAAUCACAGAGAGUGAGAAGAAGGUCCUUCGAGCCAGCGCCCACGCUCAGACUCGGCUUGGCUGCCCAGUCAUCAUCCACCCUGGCCGGAACGAAGCUGCUCCCGGGGAGGUCAUCCGCAUUCUGCAAGAAGCAGGUGGAGACAUCUCCAAAACAGUCAUGUCUCACCUUGACAGGACCAUAUUUGAUCAUGGAGAGCUGCUGGAGUUUGCAAAGAUGGGGAGCUAUCUUGAAUAUGACCUUUUUGGCACAGAGAUGCUGAACUACCCCUUCAACCUUAACGUUGAUAUGCCCAGUGAUAGCCUGAGAGUUCAAUUCCUGGCUUUUCUGAUCAAGGAAGGUUAUGAAGACAGACUCCUCAUUGCCCAUGACAUUCACACCAAGAAUCGUCUAACCAAAUAUGGAGGUCAUGGCUACUCCCACAUCCUGAAGAAUAUUGUUCCCAAAAUGCUGUCUCGCGGUAUCACUCAAAACCAGGUGGACAAAAUACUUAUUGACAAUCCGAAGCACUGGUUGACAUUUAAAUAAGAAUUGCCAUAAAAUGUUUAACCUCCAAAUAAGGAGACCAAAGAUCUCUUAUUUGUUUAGACAGGAAAAUGUAUUAUUAAUAUUAAAAUAUUAAUAUUAAUAAUUGAUUAGCGGACAAUUCCUCCAAUUUUGUGCUUUUUCAGAUUGUUUCAGAUUACAGAAUUGAACAAAUGAUUUCAAAAGAAUACGCACUGUGUAUUAUUAUAUAGAAAUAUUUUAAUACCGUAAUAACUUUUUAGGUCUUUUUUAAAUCAAAUAUCCUGAUACUAUAAUGUCCUCACCACAAAAGAGGCAAAAUUAAGAAAUGGCUUUGAUUCAUAAAAAAAUUAUGUUUCGAAUGUUAUAUAUGCAUUCCUUUAUAUGUUUAAAAAAUUACAUAAGGAAAAAAUUAAAUAAGUGUGCUAUAAGUGAAAAAAGUUUAGUUGAAUAUUUAAUUAUGAGUUUGAAAACGAACGGAGCACUAACAUAAUAACUUGAAAACUAUGCUACAUUUUGCUAACUUUUUAAUAGUCUAAAAAUCUUUCCAAAUAGUCAUUUUUUGAAAAACAAAAUUUUGUGUAGCAGCAACACUCGUCAGUUAAUGGUACUGCAAUGCCUUAAUGCACUCUUAUGCCUUUAAAACAACUUUUUCUUAGUUCUGAGGUGCCUAAACAUAAGACUGCUUGCCUUGUCUGAUCAAGCCAGAUGUUUCACAGCACAUUUAUUAAUUGGCAGACAUGCGAUAUGGCAGGUCAUUGUAGAGGACACAGAAAUGAGUAUUUUCCAGAGCAGGUGGCCACUCACACUGACAUCUUUAGUAAAAUAAUGAUACUGUCAGUUGCUUUAUGUCUGUGUAACAGCAUGGUAAUAUAAAAAAUGUCCUGUGCGAGACACCCUGAACUUUGAUGAUUUUUUAAAACUCUUUUUACUUUCAUACAGCUUUUAUCAUUAAAAUGUACAGUUUUCAUUUUUUUGAAUCCUUUAAAAUUAUUCACUUUGUGGAUAGUGGCAACCACAAUUUUAAGUAUAGUCAGCGAUAUAGUGUAGUGCUUUAAAACUACGUUCAGUUAAUGACAAAUGGAUAACUCAAAGAACUAGUUUUGUAUUAAAAAAUUUCCCUCAGCUGUUAAUGUAGUUAUAUUUCAUAGAUGUGUCUUUGUUAAGUGGUGUAAGUGCACAUUUACGACUAACUUUUGUAGCUUGAGUUUUACAAAAAAUGUAUUCACGCAUACAAAUCAUAGAAUAUAUUUUAUUCACAAUUUGUUCAAUGACACUGCACAUACUUGACAGUGACAACGUAAAUGAAAACAUUCAUAUAAAACUGAAUGAAAUUGUGCCGUUUCAUGUGCGUGCAAUGAGAACUU